UUAGCCGGAGACUUGCAUCCUUUUAGAAGCUAUGUCAAGGUUAACUAAAUGUUAUUGUCAUCUGCUUAGCUUGAGCUCCACAUGGAAAUGUCACCAACAAGCCUCCAGACUGUCAACAAUGAGAAGUGGACUUGAAUUGAUAUGUGGUGGCAGAUUUAGGAGUAUUUCUUCACCAAAGACAGUUACAAGGACCGGUGUAUGUGGAGGACAUUCACAGUGGUUUGAUUGGAUUCUGAAGAAAAGAGAACUCCAUUUAAGCGCACCGCUUGGAGAAAAAAAUGCACUUCAGUUCAGAGAACUAACAGAGACAGAAUAUGAGAGACUAGCAGAAGAGACACUGGAUGCAUUGGCUGACUAUUUUGAAGACCUCACAGAUGAGAGCUUCACUGGAAUGGACUAUGACAUUGUCUUCUCUAAUGGAGUGCUGACAAUGAAAGUGGGCUCUGACCUCGGUACAUAUGUUAUCAACAAACAGACACCCAACCGACAGAUUUGGCUGUCCUCGCCGAUAAGCGGUCCAAAGCGCUAUGAUUGGACAGGAGAGCGAUGGGUGUACGCUCACGAUGGCAUGGCAUUGCAUAAUCUGCUCUCCAAAGAGUUGUCUGUCAUCUUCAAAUCAAAUAUAGACCUGUCACAUCUCAUCCAUUCAUGAUGAGACCAAUGUGAAGAAUAGACACUGUUAUAGAUCCUCUCCACACCAGUUCUCUUGUGACUCUCGUGAUCUUUUGGGUUAAACAAUAAGGGUAAGAAGUCAAAACUCUAGCUAAUGUCCAAAAAGAACACCCUUUUGCCUCUUUUUGCAUGAAGACCUACAAAUCAACCCCCUACAAAAUCCCAAAAGCAGGACCAGAUGUGCAGAUUUGAUUAUGAAGUUAAAGUAUUAUAUUAAACAAGUACAAG
Molecule: messenger RNA, 900 nt
Organism: Carassius carassius (crucian carp)
Lineage: Eukaryota; Metazoa; Chordata; Actinopteri; Cypriniformes; Cyprinidae
Product: frataxin, mitochondrial-like
Exons: 6
Coding region: 32-652 (206 amino acids)
Biological process (GO): iron incorporation into metallo-sulfur cluster; intracellular iron ion homeostasis
Cellular component (GO): mitochondrion
Molecular function (GO): 2 iron, 2 sulfur cluster binding; ferrous iron binding; ferroxidase activity
Source: RefSeq, a predicted model, not a curated record